Molecule: messenger RNA, 3338 nt
Organism: Microbotryum saponariae
Lineage: Eukaryota; Fungi; Basidiomycota; Microbotryomycetes; Microbotryales; Microbotryaceae
Source: the annotation of a GenBank genome assembly
AUGAGCUCGAUCAAGAACCGACUGAGGUCGAGUAGCGAGUCUGCUUACGAAUACGACUCCAACUUUGGUGAUGACGAGACCCAGGUCAGUUUACACUUCAUCGUCGACGUCCUCAGUUGUGGGGCGGGCUGGCUGGCUGGCUGUUGCUGGCUGGCGCGCCGGUGUGUGGGGAGCGGUCGCUGCUGCCUCUGCCUGCACCGCGGGCUCGGGGAACUCGGCCUCUAUCGAGUCUGCCGCAGUGCGCUUGCGAGCGGCGCGCCCGGGUCCGACUGCCAACACCUUUCAUCAAGCAGCGGUGGUAGUGGUGGUGACACACCGCCAGGGGCCGUGGUGACUACAAUGCAUUGCUCGUGUACCUAGUGCCUAGUCUCAAUCGGUACUGCCUGCGGACCAGUCACUGACAUCCGCUUGACCUCCUCUCCAUGUCCCAUCCCUUCUCUCGCCUCCCACCUCCCACCUCCCACCUCCGUCAUCGCCGUUUCACUUCUCCCACGCCCCCUUAUGCCUCUGCUACAUCUUGACCGCCUCCUCUCGCUCCUCUCGCCCGUUCCUCUGCCCGUUACUCCUCCGUCUCGGUGCUGUCGUGCUCAUCGUCGCGAUCACGGUCACCGACGCCGCUGCAGUACGCUGCCUCGUCCGGUGAAGACUCCGACUACGAUGAAGGUGACAACGACCGCCUCUCGCGUCGCGCGUCGACCUACUCAACCUCGGACGACGCCGAUGCCCACCUCUCGCGCGUCGACGAAGCCAUGGACACUUUGAAUGACCUCCACUCGUCCUCGGACGGCAAGUGGAAGAAAGCGCUCAAGCACCGUUCGGGCACGAUCGUCUACGUGACGAAAGAAAAAUCGCCAGCGGGAAAGCAAAAGAACGGCAAGCCUUUCCUCGCGCCCGUCUUCAAGGGCGUGUUGGACAUCAACGGCUUCAACCCCUCCGAGGUCUUUGCCGUCGUCGGUUCGCGCAAGCUCUGGGACGAGUGGUACAAGGAGGUGAGUACCACGAUUCAUUACGAGAAGAGGUCGAAGGUCUAAUUUCGCUGCUCCGUUCCCUCACGUCAUCAGGGCAACCUCGUGGAAAACUUGUCCGACUCGUCGUCGUUGACCUACAUGUGAGCAUCGCUCGUCUCGUUCGGAGCUUACCCUAUCCGGACUAAUCUGGGUGCGUCAAACUCGUCCCAGGUGCAUGCAGGGUAUCGCCGGGUCAUCGUGAGUCGUACUCGCAACUCAGCGAUCUAUUUCGCCUGCACAGAUUCUAACCUCUCCCACUUCGUUUGUUCUCAGCACGCGUGAUCUUUGCCUCGUCGAAAAGGUCGCCGGGAGCCCCACGGGGACCAUCUCGUUCGUCUCGACUUCGGUCGUCACCCCCAAGGUCCCGCGUGUCUCGGGUCGAGUGCGCGCUUCGAUCGCCCUCAACGGUUGGGUUCUCGAGCCCAUCGACGGGGGAACGCGUCUCAAUUACUAGUGAGUACCCUGGCCUUGUCUAGAUGCAGUGCGUCCUCACUGACUUCCGGCACCCUCGACGUCUCACAGCCUGCACGUCAACGUCCGCACUUUUGUGCCCGCCUUUGCGGCUCGCAAAUACCUCGCCCGUCGCCCGACGUGCAUCGCCGCGAUCGCGGCCUAUCUCGAAAAGAAUGGCGCCCCCGCCAUGGUCGAAAGCGGGUCUGGUGGCGCCGUCGCGAGUGGGACCCCUCGUCGUCGUCGCGAUUCGACCGCGUCCAAGCGCUCGUCGCGUUCGACCCGCACGACGGGCUCCAACACCUUUGCCGGUCUGCCCGCGCACGUCGCGCUCGACACCGAGGCGGCAAAUCACGGCGACAUCCAAAAGGCGAUCAAGUUGGUCAAGUCCGUGGCCGGUUCGCGCGAUUUUUCGCAGGCCGUCGACGAGAAGGGGACCAAGAUCCUCAUGAAGAAGCGCGACGACGACGGGUUGCCGACCGUCAAGGGUGAAUGGAACGUCGAGGGCGUCACGACCGAGCAAGUCGCCGGGACGAUCCUGUCCGAGGCCGCUCGUCGGGAAUGGGACGUGCGCUUCAGCUCGUACACGCCCGUCGCCCAAAUCAACGGCUUUGACCAGAACGAGCUGCUGGAACUUCACAAGGGGAUCCACCCCGUCGUGCCGGCGCGCCACUACAACGUCAUCCGCGCCGUCGAGCGCGAGGACGUUUCAGGCGAGAACGGAGACAUCAUCGUUGUCUCGCGUUCGGUCAAGAGCCCCACCGAAGAGGUCAAGGGUCCCAAGGGGUCGAAAAAGUCGCAAAUGGACGUCAUCGGCUUCCAGCUCGAGUCCGCCGGCGACCGCGGCGUCAAGAUCACCUCGGUCGUCCAGCUCGAUUGGCAAGACGAGGCCGCCAAAGAGCUGACCCCGGCGUUGCGUCGCUUGCUCCUCGGUGAGAUGGCUCGCAUCCCCCGUGCGAUUACGACCUUCAUCGACGACUACGGUUAUGCGCCUUACUUUAUCCGCUGGGGCGAAGGACCCGCCGCGCUCGUCGCGGACGGCGAAGACGGGGCCGAUCUCAAGUCGGGCAAGACGAGCUUCCGCGUCUCGGGCGACGGCAAGGGCACGAUGAAGAAUGGCCAACAAAAAUGCUGGCUGCAGUGGAGCGACAAGAUGUACGAACGUGGGCUCGACCUUAAGCUUGAACCCGCGGGCGCGGCCGAGAUCGCCAAGGUCGAUGGCAUCGAUCGGACGCUCGAGUUCAUUUGGUCCGACAAGGUCAAGGACGGGGUCACGAUCAGUUUGACCCGCUCCAAGAAGGGCGAUGGUGCCGAUGACGUCUUUGUCGGUGGGAAGCGCCUCGACGCGACCGUGCAGAUGGAGAAGGGCAAGGCGAGCAAAAAGUCCGCGCCGGCUCCUGUCGCCGGGGCCGCGGGCGGCAAGUCGGGGGGUAAGUUGUCGCGCGAGGCCAGCAACGACGAUGACGAGGAAGAGGAGGACGAGAAGUCCUCGCGAAGUGGGAACGACAAGGUAAGUGAGGGGAGUACUCUGGCACAUUGUACGUAACGGCUGGUUGACCAAUUCCCUUUUAUCACUUGCUUUAUCAGGCCGCUGCGGCCGGAGUCGGAGGAGCUCUCGCCGGUGCCGGUGCCGCCGUCGCCGCCGUCGGUCGCAAGGCCGCCACCCCCAUCACCCCUGCCUCGCGCUCGGCGAACAACUACGGUCCCCAAGCCGGUGAUUCGAACGACCAAGCCGGUGGUGACACCCAAGUCAGGCAGCGCGGUGCCCUCCCGCCCGACGCGAUGAUCAUCCUCACCGAUGACCUCUACUUCACCAAGUCACAAGUCAUGUUCAUCGGCGGUGUCGGCUUGAUCGCUUUCCUCUGGGGCAAGUUCGCUUAA